AUGACAACAGGGUCAGGGGGUGCGGGGAGUGAUAUGGGGCAGCUCUGGAGUGUGGGACCUGAAUACAGGUCCACUCCACCUCUCCCCCACCAGGUGGGCCCCUCUGGAGAGUGGAGGUGCACAAACAGGAAAUCUCCCACCCUCGGGGCUCCACCCCCUGAAAGCCCCCCUGUGGCCCCAGCAGAGAGCCCGCAGCCAGCAGGAAUGGCCCCCGGGACCCCGAGGCCCCACUCCCAGAGGUACUCUUUUGCUAAACAUCAGAGAAUCCACACUGGAGAGAAACCUUAUGAAUGUAAGCACUGUGGAAAGGCUUUUAAAUGGAAGGAGUCUUUGGUUGCACAUCAGAGCAUCCACACUAGAGAGAAACCUUAUGAAUAUACACAAUGUGGAAAGGCUUUUACAGAGAGGGGAUCUCUUGCUAUACAUCAGAGAAUCCACACUGGAGAGAAACCUUAUGAAUGUAAACUCUGUGGAAAGGUUUUCACACUGAGGGGCUCUCUUGCUGCACAUCAGAGAAUUCACACUGGAGAGAAACCUUAUGAAUGUAAACAGUGUGGAAAGUCUUUCACACAGAGGAUCAAUCUUACUGCACAUCAGAACAUCCACCCUGGAGAGAAACCUUAUGAAUGUAAACAGUGUGGAAAGGCUUUUACAUUUAGGAGAUCUCUUACUAGGCAUCAGAGCAUCCACACUGGAGAGAAACCUUAUGAAUGUGAACACUGCGGAAAGGCUUAUACAUGUAAGGAAUCUCUUUCCAAACAUCAGGCAAUCCACCAUGGAGUAAAGCCUUAUUGUGUGGGAUAA
Messenger RNA from Gracilinanus agilis (Agile Gracile Mouse Opossum), 804 nucleotides. Its product is annotated as zinc finger protein 2-like. The record is from RefSeq and is a predicted model, not a curated record. Gene Ontology annotation, molecular function: DNA-binding transcription factor activity; RNA polymerase II cis-regulatory region sequence-specific DNA binding. Gene Ontology annotation, biological process: regulation of transcription by RNA polymerase II. Lineage: Eukaryota; Metazoa; Chordata; Mammalia; Didelphimorphia; Didelphidae. The coding region runs from base 1 to 804 and encodes 267 amino acids. The transcript has 3 exons.